Molecule: messenger RNA, 2681 nt
Organism: Cryptomeria japonica (Japanese cedar)
Lineage: Eukaryota; Viridiplantae; Streptophyta; Pinopsida; Cupressales; Cupressaceae
Product: bZIP transcription factor 30
Exons: 4
Coding region: 342-2354 (670 amino acids)
Biological process (GO): regulation of DNA-templated transcription
Cellular component (GO): nucleus
Molecular function (GO): DNA-binding transcription factor activity
Source: RefSeq, a predicted model, not a curated record
AAUUCACUCCCACUGCAUUGAAUUUGUAGUCGUCUAUCGUCUGGAGUGGAGUGUUGAUAGCUUCGUGAGCUCCGAAACAAAUUUUCUCUAUACAAAACAAACAAAACCGAAAACAAAAGAAUCUGUUGUGCUGACGAAAAUUACCGUGGAAUUUUUCAGCUGGCCGGUGAUUUCUCUGCACAAAAUGUCAUCAAUUUGGCAGCAAAACGAGGUAAGUAAAUGAUAAAUCAUGAGCAUAGGAGUAGAUUUAUGAAUUUUCCUUUCCGAUGUAGCUAAGAAUGGGGGGUUUAAGGGUUAUCUUUAGAUUGUCGGGGGAGUUUUUAGGGUUAGGAGAUAAAUAGAUGGAGGGAAUGGGGGAUAGCUACAGUGAAUUCAUCCAGAGGGCUGAAGAAUCAUCAUCAUCACCUUCGUGCUCAUCCAUUUUUAAACAGAAGAAAAUAAUAAAGGCUAGUGAUAAUAAUAGGCAGUCUUGUUCGACAUCUAUGCCGAGUCAUCAGGGCAAUCGGCAUGGAAUCCCUCAUUCUCAUCAUCCGCCAUUGGGUUCGGUUUUACAGUCGCCAUACUCGCAAUCGCCCUUCUCAAAUUGCAAUUCGUCAACACAGAGGCCUUCGCAUAGCCGGUCUCUCUCACAGCCUGCAUUUUUGUCGCUGGAUCAGAAUUCUUCAAUGUCUUCUGUUCCUGAGGCUCAGCUUUUUGAUCGGUUGCCUCCUAUAAGCCCUGCUUCAAUGAAUUUAUCAAAGCGGCGCAGUGGCAUGCCUUUUGGAGCUAGUGUUGCUUCAUCGGACAUGUCUGGUGGUAAUUCUUUGGAUGCCUCCAUGGAAAAUCAGAAUCCUUUGGGAGUAUCUAACAGGUCAGGGAUUGCUAUUUCCACUGCUGCUGCUGCUCACUGCCCUCUGCCUCCAUCGUCUUUUGGUAGUAGUGGCUCUGGUCUUCCAGCAAGGCAAGGGCACCGACGAACGCAUAGUGAAGUUCCUUAUAAGUUUUCUCAGCAAUUGCAGUCUUCAUUUGGUCAGAUGGAUGACUUUCUUGCCUCUGGCAUUUUGAAGGAUAGUGCAGGAAGGGAACGGAUUAGGGAUCAACCGUUUGAGGGUCAAGUUUCACAGGAUGGUAAGGGUGGUUUUAACAUGGAUGAUGAUCUGAACAUGGAAUGCUUGAAAGAAAGAGGGGAAUUGGGCAAUAAUUUGUAUAAUGUGCCUGUUGAGAUGCAGAACAGAGAUAAUGUGAAAAAUUCAGAAGGUGUGGAUAUUGGACCAGUGAAUGAUGAGAGCAGAAAGCAGAUCAUGGACGCCAAUGACCGGGCAUGCAAAGGAUUGGAGACUAGAGCAGAGAAAAAUCUUAAAGCGGCUGAUGCAGAAAGUAAGGAAAAAUCCCACAACAUAUAUGGUAGCAGUAUUAUUGAAAAUGAAUGUCGCGAUAUCAUGAUGAGGUCUGCUGAUGGUUCUGAUGGGAUCCACAUCAGGACAGAUAGUGGGGGAAGUGAUAUGAUGAAAGAGAAAAAUGAUAAGGAUGCCGAUUGGAGCAGCAGUGGAGAUGAGGCUGAUAGCGAGGCAAAUCUGAUAGGCAAUCAGAACAGAAAUGCGUUGCCACUUGAAAGGGACAAGGAAGGUAAUGGGCAUCAGUCUUUUGGUAGCACCCGUCACAAUCGGAGCAUGUCCAUGGAUAGCAUUCUCAGUAACAUGAACGGUAUCAAUAGUGCUAAGGACUUAAAACUGUCUCCUUCCCAGAGCCAGAACAGUAGAGACUUUCGCAGGAGUUCAACAGAUGUCAAUAUUAAAUUCAAGAUGGAAUUGGGCAAUGGAGAAUUCACAGAAGCUGAACUGAAGAAGAUUUUGUCCAAUGAGAAAUUAACAGAGAUUGCAAGGACUGAUCCUAGGCGUGUUAAAAGGAUAUUGGCCAAUCGUCUAUCAGCUGCACGUUCCAAGGAAAGGAAAAUGCUAUAUAUCUCAGAACUGGAAGGCAAAGUGCAAACGUUACAAACUGAGGCUACCACAUUAUCAGCCCAGCUAACCCUGAUGCAGAGAGAUUUGUCUGGGUUGGCAAAUGAGAACAAUGGGCUCAAGCUUCGUCUGCAAGCGAUGGAGCAACAGGCACAACUUCAAGAUGCAUUGAACAAGGCUCUAAUGGAAGAGGUCCAGCGUCUCAAACUGGCAACAGGGCAGCCAAUUGCAGAGCAAUCUUCUGGUAUGGCUCAGCAGAUGUCCUUGAGUUCACACCUAUAUCAGCUUCAGCAGCACGGUCUUCAACAGCAACAGCAAGUGGAAGAGAAUGUACAAUCUUCAGGUCAAAAAAUCAGUCAAAAUGGAACUUUUCAGAAUAGCAACAAUGCUUACCAGCAGUUUAUGGGCUCUGUCUAACAAGGUUCUUCAAACAUCUGUGUCAGUUAUGGUAGCAAUUAUUUGUUUUGAAGAGCAUUUCUCUGCUUCAGUUACCUUUGUGACCAUGGUCUUGUUUACAUAUGCCAAGGUUUGAAGAGAGUAGAGGAAGGAUCGUACUGAUUUGGGCUCCAUUGUAUGUAUAUUUAAUGAAGAGAGGGUUAUUGAGUGCUUUCCUCUUGGUAGUUUGGGUUCUAUAGAGUCUACGUCAUGCACAGACAAAUAUUUAUUGGAUUAUAUUUUAGCGUUUCACUGUAAUUCUUUAUUGGGCUGAUAUGAAUGAUAUCAUUGAUUUCCAUCUUUAUGUUA